AUGAUUAAUUGGUAUGAAUCGCAUUCAAGCCAUAAUAUCAACAACGAUAUACCCAUUUCAUCAACACCUACCAGUGCGCCGCCGACAACUACAUCGCCUAUUCCGGUCACUGUCACACAGUCCAGAACACAGUCCUCCACCGCCACAACACCACCACCAACAACACAWCAUCAUCAUCAACAACAACAACAACACCAUCAAAACCAACAAAUGGUGAUCAGGACGGCAACCAUUCAGCCACAGAUCAAUCACAAGCGAAGCAACUCUGGAUGUGAGACAGGAAUACCCGAUCUAUUCUCGCCCACUGAGGGCCGGGAGUGUGUCAAUUGUGGGGCCAUUUCUACCCCAUUGUGGCGCAGGGAUGGGACCGGACAUUAUCUGUGCAACGCUUGUGGUCUCUAUCACAAAAUGAAUGGAAAUAAUAGACCUCUUGUCAAAAAUCAAAGGCGGCUAACUACACAGUCAAGACGUUCAGGACUGUCGUGUUCUAACUGUUCCGCAACCAACACAUCCUUAUGGCGACGCAAUAGCUUAGGAGAGCCGGUGUGUAACGCCUGUGGUUUAUAUUAUAAACUUCAUAACGUUAAUCGUCCGAUAACUAUGAAGAAGGACUCAAUUCAGACUCGCAAACGUAAACCUAAACAACAAUCACAAACAACUAACGGUCAGACACCACAACCAACAACAGUGCAACAGUUGGCUCCCUAUUCAAUACCACUUAAGAUGGCAUAUGGAGGUGUUACGGCUCAAACAUACAUUGGACCCCAGAGCUCGACACCUAUAGUAUCGGCGCGCAGUUAUCCAAACUUUGCGGGAAUUGCACCGUUGAGUAUGCAAUCAUUAUAUCAAUACCCAAUAUCUGGUUAUUAUAGCAAUACAAAUGGCGAUAUGAUAACACAUCCACACGAAACACAUCAUUUGUCACCACCGAUGGCUCACCACAACUCCAUCGGGUCGUCCAAUAUGUCUAACUCUUUCUCACCCAACGAUUCAAUAAAUGUCAGUCCAGUUGCCGGCAGUGAUAUGUCUAGUUAUUCAUCGCCCGUCACCGUUAGCGAACUGGUGCCACUCACCUCACUUACAGAUGAACACUCAUAUUGAGGACAAACCCCAUACCAUUAGAUAACAUAUCUCUGGGACAUACCAUUCAAUCACAGUUUUAAAAUGUGAUUAAUAUAUCCUAUAAAUAUUACUUUUUUAAAAUAAAAUUAAUUUUUUUUGUCAUUUAUUAAAAAUGAUUUUUAUAAACUUAGUAACUAAUUAAGCUAAUUAUAAUUUAUA
Oppia nitens is the source of this 1281-nucleotide messenger RNA. RefSeq names its product transcription factor GATA-4-like. Gene Ontology annotation, biological process: positive regulation of transcription by RNA polymerase II; cell fate commitment; negative regulation of transcription by RNA polymerase II. Gene Ontology annotation, molecular function: DNA-binding transcription factor activity, RNA polymerase II-specific; zinc ion binding; RNA polymerase II cis-regulatory region sequence-specific DNA binding. The transcript has 4 exons. Bases 1 to 1101 code for a protein of 366 amino acids. The record is from RefSeq and is a predicted model, not a curated record. Lineage: Eukaryota; Metazoa; Arthropoda; Arachnida; Sarcoptiformes; Oppiidae.